This is a messenger RNA of Bemisia tabaci, 852 nucleotides long. It is a transcript of the gene Polr2K, whose product is annotated as DNA-directed RNA polymerases I, II, and III subunit Rpb12. Lineage: Eukaryota; Metazoa; Arthropoda; Insecta; Hemiptera; Aleyrodidae. Gene Ontology annotation, biological process: DNA-templated transcription. The record is from RefSeq and is a predicted model, not a curated record. Gene Ontology annotation, cellular component: RNA polymerase III complex; RNA polymerase I complex; RNA polymerase II, core complex. Gene Ontology annotation, molecular function: zinc ion binding; DNA binding.
UGUUGUCAUUUCGUCCAGCAACGUGAAACGUGAUUAGAUAAUAUUAGAUCGUCUUUUCUGUUUUUUGUAAAAAUCUUGAAAUUUGGGCUUUUGAAGCCUCACGACAAUGGAGACUCAGCCAGCGAAAGAACCUCCGAAAACUUCGAUGGUGUACAUUUGUGGAGAAUGCCAUCAUGAGAAUGAAAUUAGACCAAGAGAUCCGAUCAGAUGCAGAGAAUGCGGAUACCGUAUUAUGUAUAAGAAGAGGACGAAGAGACUUGUGGUUUUUGAUGCACGCUGAAAUCGACUUGAAAGAGGAUGCCUCAAACUGAAGAAUUUUUCUCAGGAUACCUAUGCAGUGGAAAAGAAGUUGUGAAUAUUGUACAGAUUUGUCGAGAUAAGUUAAUAUAUCAGAUUUGUUCAAAUUAGAUUAGAUCAGUCAUUGAUCAUUUUAAUUAAAUCUAUUGGAUUUUUUAAAUAAAUUUCUUUAAUUUGUCAGUAUUUUUCACCAAAUUAAUGAAUGAAUCCUAAAAAUGAGUCUAUGGUAUGAUGCACACCAUUUUAAUGUUUGUUUGCACAGAUUCUUUCGAUAAUGAUACCUACCUGUCUCAGCAAUGAGUAAAAUUUUCUUUUAUUCAGUACUGUCAAGUCAAGAAGUGCCAAUUUUUCAGCCCUAACAGGCUUCAUCCUUUUAUUGGACCAUUUUGGGUGAAAUGAACAUUCAAUCAGAGCAAAUGACUAACGAUUGACUUUUAGAGUCUCCUUAUUUCACGAAUUAAAAAUUCAAAUUGUGUAAAUAACUGAUAAAAUGACCCGUGUAAACGUUUUUCAACUUAUGAACUUUUUUUUCAAAAUAUACAGUUUUAACUAACA